UAGUCAGGCACACCUUUUUAACACCUUAUCAGCGAGGGCGUGCCCAAAACGAGUCUAGUCUGAAAGGUAACCUGGAAUUACCACACCACGCCACUGCUGAAGCUGGAAAAUGGGCAAAGCAGGUGGACGUGCCGAUUUUGAAUGGGUUUACGACGAGCAACCGCACACAUGGAGAAGAAAGGAAAUAUUAGCAAAGUACCCAGAGAUCAAGACUUUGAUGGGUCCUGACCCCCAACUGAAGUGGGUAGUGUCAGGAAUGGUGCUCACCCAGCUGCUGGCGUGUUAUCUGGUGCGUGACCUAUCUUGGAAAUGGGUGUUCUUCUGGGCAUAUGCCUUUGGUGGGUGCAUCAAUCACUCCUUGACCCUGGCCAUUCAUGACAUUUCUCACAAUGUGGCCUUUGGUAACAAGCAAGCCCGCUGGAAUCGCUGGUUUGCCAUGUUUGUCAACUUGCCCAUUGGCCUGCCUUACUCUGCCUCCUUCAAAAAGUACCACAUUGACCACCAUCGCUAUCUGGGAGGGGACGGGCUGGACGUGGACAUCCCUACGGACCUGGAGGGGUGGUUCUUCUGCACACCAGUGAGGAAGGUUCUGUGGCUCUUCCUUCAGCCCUUCUUCUAUGCACUCCGCCCUUUAGUGGUAAACCCAAAGCCUGUGACCAAAUUGGAGAUGAUGAACGCUGCUGUACAGUUUGCAGUGGACAUUGCCAUCUAUUAUCUUUGGGGUCUUAAACCCAUAAUAUAUCUCAUUGCUGGGUCCAUACUGUGCAUGGGUCUGCAUCCCAUCUCUGGACACUUUAUUGCUGAGCACUAUAUGUUCCUGAAGGGCCAUGAGACCUAUUCGUACUAUGGUCCCUUAAACCUAAUCACUUUCAAUGUGGGAUACCACAUGGAGCAUCAUGACUUCCCUAGUGUCCCUGGUAGUAAGUUACCUGAGGUGAAGAGAAUUGCAGCUGAGUACUAUGACUCCCUACCACAGCACACCUCCUGGAUACGAGUGCUCUGGGACUUUGUGUUUGACGACAGUAUCGGCCCGUAUGCCAGAAUCAAGCGAGAAUACAAACUGGCCAAACAGGAAUAAGCUGUACACUAGUUAGAUGCAUUAUUCUCUCUGAGCCACCAUUCAACCUUAAACAGGAAACUCUGGACAAGCCUGAUGAACUGGUAGAAAUGUGCUUAAACUUUCCAAUUUACACAGCAGGGAACAAGUUUAGGAUACCGGUGAACUUGUACUUAUGGUCACUUCAUCUGAUGUGUAAUUUUGACUAUUGUAGUUAUAAAUCUAUUCAAGUAAAUGCUGAGAUGAAAUCUGCAUUUGUGCUAACCAAACUCUAAAAUGUCUGUGCCUAGCACUCCAGUGCUAACAAAGUGUUUUCAUCAAUGAUGCCCCAGUCUGCCAUUUUGGCAUGUAAAGUAUCUUCUAAGAUUUAAUAUAUUUUGUAUUAUGCCUUAACUAUCAUGAUCUGCAAUCACUCACAUUUUGCAUGACUUGAGAUGCUGAAAAAUGGGUUCAUAGAAAAUAGGUUCCUUCCUGGAUACUUUAAGAUGUUAUGGCUGAAUUAAAACAAUCAUGCCAUGAGUACAUAUUCCUGCAUAAGUAGGAAAAGUGGUGUGUUUUUAUCAACAAAUAUGAGAAACAAAAAGUCAGACCAUUAGGAUGACAUGCUAAGGCCAAAGUUGUGGUGCUACAAAACAUUUUGGUAGGUUUUAAGGAAAUCAUCACACAGGUUUAUGGUAGUGUAAAGGUGAGAAUCAUUUUUAGAAUUUCAUGGGUCUGCUCUGAUUAUUUACUGGAGAAUUGUUUUGUAACAGUAUUUUAUAAGCCAUAAUCACAUGGAUGUCUUUUUUUUAACAAAUGAGGGCUUUCUUUAAAGCAAAGGUUCAUUACUCUUUCAA
Molecule: messenger RNA, 1893 nt
Organism: Electrophorus electricus (electric eel)
Lineage: Eukaryota; Metazoa; Chordata; Actinopteri; Gymnotiformes; Gymnotidae
Gene: degs2
Product: delta(4)-desaturase, sphingolipid 2
Biological process (GO): sphinganine metabolic process; ceramide biosynthetic process
Cellular component (GO): membrane
Molecular function (GO): sphingolipid delta-4 desaturase activity
Source: RefSeq, a predicted model, not a curated record